AUGCAUCGAUUCUAUAAAAAACUCCGAACAUCUCCCCCCUCAUCUCCAACACCUCCCCAGCCAAUAGUAAAUGAGCCUCCAAUUGUAGAUGUUCCUGAAUCUUACCCACCAGAUUUAAACCCGGAAACUGUAGUAGAUGAACUUGAAGCUGAUCCAGGAUUGCGAAAGAAUUUAAAUACUGUUGCUCCUACUGAGAAAGAGAGAGAUAGAAUUCGAAAUGCAUUCUUGCUAAAAGGACCAUUUCAACCAAAAAAUCAUGUCUUUCCGUUAACUCCAUUUGGGAAGAAAAAUAGAAGAUUCAAUACUUCAUGGUUUAAUCAAUUUCCUACUUGGUUGGAGUAUAGCAUUAAAAAGGAUGCUGCCUUUUGUUUGUGUUGUUAUCUGUUUAAAAGCAAGUGUGGUACUGGAAGUAAUGACUCAUUUGUUGGAGAGGGUUUCACAAAUUGGAAGAAACCGGAAAGAUUUCAGAAACAUGUUGGAGAUCAUAACAGUAUUCAUAAUCAAUGUCAAAGAGCCUGUGAAAUGUUGAUGAAUCCUAAACGACACAUUGAUGUCCUUCUUUCUCAACAAUCCGAGCAAGUGAAGAAUGAUUAUCGUAUACAAUUAACUUCUGCAAUUGAUUGUAUAAGAUUUCUUUUACUUCAAGGGUUAGCUUUUCGCGGGCAUGAUGAAUCAAAAGAAUCAAAGAAUAGAGGGAACUUCCUUGAACUUCUAAAUUUUCUCUCCUGUCACAAUGAGAAAAUUGAAUCUGUUUUUAAGAAUGCCUCUGAUAAUAAUAAAUUAACAGCCCCAUCAAUUCAAAAAGACAUCACAAAUGCUUGUAGUGUUUUGACAUUAAAAGCCAUUAUCUUAGAACUCGGGGAAGAACCUUUUGCUGUCUUAGUUGAUGAGGCCCGUGAUGUAUCUUAUAAAGAACAAAUGGCAGUAGCUUUACGUUACGUGAAUGAACGAGGAUGUGUGCUUGAAAGGUUCAUUGGAAUUGUUCAUGUUAGUGAUACUACAGCUAUUUCUCUUAAGGCUGCAAUUGAAUCAAUAUUUGCUUCCCUUGGAUUAAGUAUAUCUAGAUUGCGGGGGCAAGGAUAUGACGGAGCAAGCAAUAUGCAAGGACAAUUCAAUGGGUUAAAAAGUAUUAUAUUUCAGGGGCAAGAGUUGUUGGCAGACACUCAUUUUUGUCGCAAAAUAAUAUACUUUUGGCUUGGCUGUGACUUGUGA
This is a messenger RNA of Daucus carota subsp. sativus, 1212 nucleotides long. RefSeq lists its product as uncharacterized. NCBI's taxonomy places the organism in Eukaryota, Viridiplantae, Streptophyta, Magnoliopsida, Apiales, Apiaceae. Bases 1 to 1212 code for a protein of 403 amino acids. The record is from RefSeq and is a predicted model, not a curated record. The transcript has a single exon.